Molecule: messenger RNA, 2166 nt
Organism: Komagataella phaffii GS115
Lineage: Eukaryota; Fungi; Ascomycota; Pichiomycetes; Pichiales; Pichiaceae
Product: Essential protein involved in ribosome biogenesis
Exons: 1
Coding region: 1-2166 (721 amino acids)
Cellular component (GO): nucleus
Molecular function (GO): RNA helicase activity; nucleic acid binding; ATP binding
Source: RefSeq, a predicted model, not a curated record
AUGUUUGCUGCUAGAUUUGAUCCUGGAACGACUAGUAAGCCCGUAAAAACUCUAAACUCAGAUAGAGAUGACGAGAGUUAUAGUGUGAAAUGCAGCACUGAGGUAGUCACAUCCAGCUCAGCAGGUAUUGGUGGAAAAAGAAAAUAUGAAAGUUUCCCGAAAACUAUUCAAGAUAGUACUAGAAAGAGAAAAGUCAAAGGAGGCAAGACGAUCAAAUGCAAGAAACCUAAGACAAAAGAUUUACGCUCAUCUGAAUGUAACGAAAGUGUACUCCCUGUCGAUCCUGAUGAAGAUACUAGAUCAAUGAUUGAAGUAGAGAAUGAGCAUACGCAAGCGCUUGAAACACAUCAAGGACAAAAGAAGACUGAAGAAAUUAGGGAUGGUGCAGGUGAUCAAGUUGACAUUAAACACUUAAAAGUUUUUCAUCGGUUUCAACAAACAAUGAAACUAAAGGGACGCCAGAAACUCUAUCAGCCGAAUGAAGGACAGGAAGAAAAAGUAAAAGAUCAUAUGUUACAACAAAAAGAGUCUGAGAGACAUGACCUUAUUUCAUUACCACAACCUGAACUUCCUCAAGAUAAAGUUCUUUCUUCUUUGGCUACACUAAAUCAAAAAAUCGACUGGCUUGCAAAACCUAUAUAUUAUACAACUAGAGCUACACUUCCCUUCCAGAAACUUAACUUGCCCCCUUCUUUAUUGAAAAAUAUAUUGCAGAAAUUUGGAUACAAAGAAGCUUUUAGUGUGCAAAUUUCUGUUAUCCAAGCGCUGCAACAUGAUAUCAAACAGACCAGGAUCUCUAAUAGCAUACCAGGCGACCUGUUGGCAAAUGCACCGACUGGAUCAGGAAAGACUCUAGGCUACUGUGUACCUAUUGUCCAGGCAAUACUUGGGAGACGGGUAUCCAGUAUAAAAUGUAUUAUUCUGGCACCUACCAAGCCAUUGGUAUCCCAAGUUUAUUCCACUUUGAAUCAGCUAUGUACGGGCACGGAUUUAAAUGUCAUGGAGUUGAGAAAUGAUACUGUUGAUAAUGAGAAAAUGAGACUUACCAGCUACGAAUUACCGAAUUAUCCAGAUAUAAUUGUUAGCACGCCAGGUAGGCUUCUUGAACACCUCAAUGCUAAUCGAUUGAAACUGCAUUGUUUGCGUUUCCUUGUUGUUGACGAAGCUGACCGAAUUUUACACUCUACUUCUUUCGAUUGGUGCGCUCCAUUGUUACGGAAAAUCAACAAUGAUCGGUCUACAAGUUACGGUAAAUCCGGGAAGUCUUUGUCUGCUUUAAACUUGAGUGUAGUCCCUUGCCAAAAGUUAGUAUUUUCUGCCACUUUAACUACCGAUGCUGAAAAACUGUCCCAUUUGCAGCUGUACAGACCAAGACUGUUAGUUGUUAACGAUCAUGGAGUAGAAUCAGGGAAAGACGGUUCCUCAGAACUGUACCAGCUCCCUCCCUCAUUGGAUGAAUUAUCUUUAACUCUCUCCAAUACUGACGGUGUUGAAUUCUUUAAGCCACUGAUUUUGUUUAAACUUUUGACAGAAUAUGUGUACCGAGCACGUAUGGGAGACAUGAAUGUGAGUGUGCCAUUCAAAGCAAAUGUUCUUGUCUUCAUUCGCUCUAAUGAGGCUAGUGCUAGAAUGGAAAAAUUGCUAGACUUAUUGGCUGAAGCCUUUCGCAAAAAGCUUAGAGUUAAAUCUGUGAAUUCACUAUUGGAUCCAGAAACCCGAGAGCGGCGUUUUCAUGACUUUACAAGAAAUAAGAUAGACGUUUUGGUGGCAACGGAUGUAAUGGCAAGAGGAAUGGAUUUACCCAAUAUUAACCACGUCAUAAAUUAUGAUCUUCCUGGUUCUACACGCGAGUAUGUCCACCGCGUUGGUAGAACUGCCAGAGCUAAUAAAUUUGGCGUUGCCACAUCAUUUGUGCUCGGAGACGGCGACAGGCAAUGGUUGCGAAGGUUAACCCAAAGUGGUGUCAUCAAUCGAAAUGGUAAGACUUUGAACGAUAUACCUGUCACCGAGGAGAUUGAGACAAGGCUAGAAACGUCAUAUCAGGAUACCAACAUGGAAGAAGACGGGAUCCCAAAAUUUCUACUCGCAUUGACAGAACCAGAAAAACUGAUUUACACUGAGGUUCUAGCAGAGCUGGGAUACGAAAUUAAACAGCACAAGUCUUAA